This is a messenger RNA of Suillus subaureus, 702 nucleotides long. Its product is annotated as ribose 5-phosphate isomerase A-domain-containing protein. Lineage: Eukaryota; Fungi; Basidiomycota; Agaricomycetes; Boletales; Suillaceae. The transcript has 8 exons. Bases 1 to 702 code for a protein of 233 amino acids. Gene Ontology annotation, biological process: pentose-phosphate shunt, non-oxidative branch; D-ribose metabolic process. The record is from RefSeq and is a predicted model, not a curated record. Gene Ontology annotation, molecular function: ribose-5-phosphate isomerase activity. Gene Ontology annotation, cellular component: intracellular membrane-bounded organelle.
AUGCAAGCUACUACCACGCUCAGUGCCAUUGAGCAGUCCAAACGAUUAGCAGCAUACACUGCUGUGGACAAACACAUUCUCCCAGAACAUAAGGUUAUCGGAAUAGGAUCUGGAUCUACUGUGCCAUAUGUUGUGGAGCGAAUCGUCGCACAGGGGCGCGAGCUCAACAAGGAUCGCGUGUUUAUUCCGACUGGAUUCCAGUCGAAGGAGCUCAUCGUCAUGUCGAACCUCAACCUAGGCGAUGUUGAUCAAUUUCCUACCAUUGAUGUCACUGUAGAUGGUGCUGACGAAGUAGACCUCAAUCUCAAUUGCAUUAAGGGGGGCGGAGCCUGCCAUUUGCGGGAAAAGGUGCUCGCGGAGGCUGCGAAUACCCUCGGGACGAACUUCACUCCUGGUGUUCCAAUUGAAGUCGUGCCAUUCGCAUACGCCCAAGUUUUGCGUAAAUUACACAAUGUUCUGGGUUCCCCUAACGCUACCCUGCGCAUGGCAAAGGCUAAAGCUGGUCCUGUGGUAACAGACAAUAGCAAUUUCGUCAUCGACUGCACCAUUUUGGCAAAAAUAAAAAUGCUCACAGGUGUCGUGGAAGUUGGUUUGUUCUGCGAUAUGGCUCAGGCUGCGUACUUUGGCAACGAGGAUGGCAGCGUGACCGUGAAGAGAAAAGUUGAGUUCAGGGUUGUCGAAGAAUCAAUCCUUCCUUCAUGA